Messenger RNA from Alternaria burnsii, 450 nucleotides. RefSeq lists its product as uncharacterized. NCBI's taxonomy places the organism in Eukaryota, Fungi, Ascomycota, Dothideomycetes, Pleosporales, Pleosporaceae. The record is from RefSeq and is a predicted model, not a curated record. The coding region runs from base 1 to 450 and encodes 149 amino acids. The transcript has a single exon.
AUGCCAAUUGAACUCGCCAUUCUUCACAGCAUCCUGCUGUUGUUGAAGCUACUCAUUAUCCUCUUCUGGGCACUUUGUACAAGAACCGUCAGAUCUAACAUCGACACGCACGCAACCGUGAUGGUGAGUAUGCAAAAAGUCUGCGUGACCUACGUGGCAGCAGACUGCGGUUCUAUUAUCCCAGGGAAGUCUGGAGCAGCCGCGGCUUUCAAAGCAGUCAAGAUUCAUCAAAAACUGCUCCAAGCGGGUAUAGAAGUUGUUGAUAAUGGGCCUUUGGGCUACCAUGAUACGUCUUCACAGCUAGACGUGCUCGAAGAAACCAUGACUUACCAGCCAAGUCCCUUCGUACCGCACGACAUCCGCAAUAGAGCUGAUAAUCUGGAGCUCCUUCGCAAAGUACGACGGAGAAUGACCAAGAACUUCGACCAAGAGCCCAAUGCCUUCCAAUAA